Malus domestica (apple) is the source of this 2341-nucleotide messenger RNA. RefSeq names its product heat shock 70 kDa protein. Gene Ontology annotation, molecular function: ATP-dependent protein folding chaperone; ATP binding. The record is from RefSeq and is a predicted model, not a curated record. NCBI's taxonomy places the organism in Eukaryota, Viridiplantae, Streptophyta, Magnoliopsida, Rosales, Rosaceae. Gene Ontology annotation, cellular component: cytoplasm.
UCUCGAAUAAUCUUUCAAUUCACUAUAAAUUGAUGAACCCCUACUUCUUUUCCUAAUCCAAUUUCAGAUUUGAUCAGAAAAAAUCUUAGAAAGCUUUCAAAUUCUCAGAAAUCUUUUACGUUUGUCCAAAUUUUGUCUGUAAAUUUCGAGCUCUGUUUUAUAAGCGGUCUGUUUGUUUAAGCAGUUUCAAUGGCGGCCAAGACCGAAGGAAAGGCUAUCGGCAUCGACCUCGGCACAACUUACAGCUGCGUUGGGGUCUGGCAGAACGACCGAGUCGAGAUCAUCGCCAAUGAUCAGGGCAACCGGACAACCCCGUCCUACGUGGCGUUCACCGACACCGAGCGGCUUAUCGGUGACGCUGCGAAGAACCAAGUGGCGAUGAACCCGCAUAACACAGUAUUUGACGCGAAACGGCUCAUCGGGAGGAAGUUCUCCGACGCGUCGGUGCAGAGCGACAUGAAGCUCUGGCCUUUUAAGGUUAUUCCGGGCCCCGGAGACAAGCCCUUGAUCGUCGUGAACUAUAAGGGAGAGGAGAAGAAGUUCUCGGCGGAGGAGAUUUCGUCGAUGGUGCUGACGAAGAUGAGGGAGAUCGCGGAGGCGUAUCUGGGUCAGACGGUGAAGAACGCUGUCGUGACUGUCCCUGCCUACUUCAACGACUCUCAGCGGCAGGCCACCAAGGACGCUGGUGCGAUUUCCGGGCUCAACGUCAUGCGGAUCAUCAACGAGCCGACUGCCGCCGCCAUCGCCUACGGGCUUGAUAAGAAGGCGUCCAGAAAGGGGGAGCAGAACGUCCUGAUUUUCGACCUUGGCGGAGGGACUUUCGAUGUCUCGCUUCUGACGAUCGAGGAGGGGAUUUUCGAGGUGAAGGCCACCGCCGGAGACACCCAUCUGGGUGGAGAGGACUUCGACAAUAGGAUGGUGAAUCACUUCGUGUCGGAGUUCCGGCGGAAGCAUAAGAAGGAUAUUAGCGGAAACGCCAGGGCGUUGCGGCGGCUGAGGACGGCGUGCGAGCGGGCGAAGAGGACUCUGUCUUCCACUUCCCAGACAACAAUCGAAAUUGAUUCUCUGUACGAAGGGAUCGACUUCUACGCGACGAUUACCCGGGCGAGGUUCGAGGAAAUGAACAUGGAUUUGUUCAGGAAGUGUAUGGAGCCGGUAGAGAAAUGUUUGAGGGACGCGAAGAUCGACAAGUCGCUGGUUCAUGAAGUUGUUCUCGUCGGCGGGUCGACGAGGAUCCCGAAAGUCCAGCAGCUUUUGCAGGAUUUUUUUAACGGGAAGGAGCUCUGUAAGAGUAUAAACCCCGAUGAGGCUGUCGCUUACGGCGCGGCGGUACAAGCGGCGAUUUUGAGCGGCGAUGGGGAUGAGAAAGUGCAGGACUUGCUGCUGCUCGAUGUCACGCCACUCAGUCUCGGGCUGGAGACUGCCGGCGGUGUUAUGACGGUGCUGAUUCCGAGGAACACGACUAUUCCGACGAAGAAAGAGCAGAUCUUCUCGACUUACUCGGAUAAUCAGCCGGGAGUUUUGAUUCAGGUUUAUGAAGGAGAGCGGGCGAGGACGAAGGAUAAUAAUCUGUUGGGGAAAUUCGAGCUCACCGGAAUCCCUCCUGCUCCCAGGGGCGUGCCUCAGAUCAAUGUGUGUUUCGACAUUGAUGCGAAUGGGAUCUUGAACGUGUCGGCGGAGGACAAGACGGCGGGGGUGAAGAAUAAAAUCACGAUUACGAAUGACAAGGGCCGGCUGAGCAAGGAGGAGAUAGAGAAGAUGGUACAGGAUGCGGAGAAGUACAGGGCGGAAGACGAGGAGGUGAAGAAGAAGGUGGAGGCAAAGAAUGCGUUGGAGAAUUAUGCGUACAACAUGAGGAACACCGUGAGGGAUGAUAAAUUUGCCGGGAAAUUGGACCCGGCGGACAAGGAGAAGAUCGAGAAGGCGGUGGACGACGCGAUUAAUUGGCUGGAGGGGAACCAGUUGGCAGAAGUUGAUGAGUUGGAGGACAAGUUGAAGGAGCUGGAAGGGCUGUGCAAUCCUAUUAUUGCAAAGAUGUACCAGGGUGCCGGCGGCGCUGGAGGUGGCAUGCCGAUGGGUGAUGACAUGCCUGGUGGCGCUUCCACUGGCUCCGCCAGUGGACCCGGCCCCAAGAUUGAGGAGGUUGAUUGAGUUAUUUGAAGUUGGAAUGGGGUUUGGGGUGCUCUGUUUUUGUUUGUGUGUUUAAUGUUGUGUUAUUCGAGUUCAUAGCUUGUAGACAUGUUUUUGGUUUUAGUUGUUUUUAUACUAAAACCUCUGUUAAAUAGUAUGUUUAUGUGAAUUCAAUAAGAAGUCAGCAAUUUACUUUUGUUAGAUUCUCACC